Molecule: messenger RNA, 1959 nt
Organism: Lachancea mirantina
Lineage: Eukaryota; Fungi; Ascomycota; Saccharomycetes; Saccharomycetales; Saccharomycetaceae
Source: the annotation of a GenBank genome assembly
AUGCAGGAGGACGAGAAGAGCAUUUGGAACCCUGCUUUUAUGGGCAAUGUCCAACAAAAUCAAAAUGCGGCGCCUUAUUUGUUCAAAAACCCGUGGAACGAGAACGGCGGAGCGACGAACCGAAAUUCUGGCGUUUUUAGCCAGCCGCUACCAACAACGUACGAGGAGCCGGACCGGCCUCGAGAUCGUGACGAUUUCCAAUUCAGAAGAAGGAAUUCGAGUCUUAUAGUGCCUCCAACGCGUGCUGCAGGUCCUGCUCCACCAGACUCCCUGCUAUACAACGGGUCCCAGUUGUUCCCGAUGCAGGACGCGCACGACGUGUCUAUGGAUUUGCAUAGAAGGCAAUCUGUUGCUGUGACGUUGCCGCACACGUUCAACACGCAGCAUGGUACGGCCGCUGAGCCUCCGUUUCAGCAGACAGCGUCGACAUUUCACAGGAAACUCAGUACGUUCCCUGGUGCAGUGCUCCCUGCUGCACCUCCACCUCUCAAGCAAUUGCGAAGGCAGGAAGAGAUAUUGCAGCCAUUUGCUAUACCGCAAAUGCAUCGCGUCGCUGGGAAGCAAGAUCUUCAUCCAACGGUCAACGCGACGCCAAAAUAUCGGCGCGCUUCGCUUAAUUCUAAGACAGUUUCUCCCCUAAUAGCGCUCACAGACUCUCUAAUAACCACUUACACGCUCUGUUCUUCCGAAUUUUCAUACCAGACUUCGAAAAAUCCCAAGCGUGUGUUGACGAAGCCCAGUGAGGGGAAGCACAACAACGGCUAUGACAAUGCCAACAGCGACUAUAUUUUGUAUGUGAAUGAUGUUCUCGGAAUAGAACAAAAUAGGAAAUAUUUGGUGCUUGACAUUUUGGGCCAGGGAACUUUCGGUCAAGUGGUGAAAUGCCAGAAUCUUAUAACGAAAGAGAUUGUUGCCGUCAAAGUAGUCAAAUCCAAAAGCGAAUAUUUGAAUCAAAGCAUAACUGAGGCCAAAAUUCUAGAGUUACUGAAUAACAAGAUUGACCCCAUGAACCAACACCAUUUUUUACGGCUGCAUGAAACGUUUGUCCAUAGAAAUCAUCUGUGUCUGGUCUUCGAGCUUCUGAGCAACAACUUGUACGAGCUGUUAAAACAAAACCAGUUCCAUGGCUUGUCUAUCAGUUUGAUUCGCACCUUUUCGCGACAGCUGUUGGAUUCGCUUGGCGUUUUGAAAGAUAACAAAAUCAUCCACUGUGAUCUCAAGCCUGAAAAUAUUCUGCUAGUCUCGUUAGACCGCCCAGAAUUGAAAGUCAUUGAUUUCGGAUCAGCCUGUGAGGAGACAAGAACAGUUUACACAUACAUUCAAUCCAGAUUUUAUCGGGCACCUGAGGUAAUUUUAGGAAUACCUUACUCUGCUGGAAUAGACAUGUGGUCCUUUGGGUGCAUAAUUGUGGAGCUUUUCUUGGGAAUACCCAUAUUUCCGGGCUCUUCAGAAUUUAAUCAAAUCACCAGGAUUGUGGACACACUAGGACUGCCGCCCACAUGGAUGCUUGAUAUGGGCAAGAACUCGAGCAAUUUCUUGAACAAGACCUCAGACGCCGAUAAAACUUGGCGUUUGAAAACAGUGGCGGAAUAUAAUGCUGAGUACAAGACAAAGGAGCAACCGGGGAAACAGUAUUUUAAAUGGCGUACCUUAGAAGACAUUGUGCAGAACUACCGACUUUCCAAAAAACUGGCUGGCUCCCCGGCGCUGGUCGAGAGAGAAAUGCAGGAGAGAAAAUGUUUGACCAAUUUUCUGGAAGGAAUUUUGAAUCUCAACCCACUGGAGCGAUGGACUCCUCAACAGGCCGCCUUGCAUCCUUUCAUCACCCAGCAACCUUUCUGCGGGACGUGGUAUCCUCCUGGCUCGACGCCAGCUAGAGCUGCGAAACGCGAUCGGCCCAAGGAGGCAGGAACCUCGGGCACGGCAAAUGAAUUUACGAAAUUGAGGAUAGACGACUAA